This is a messenger RNA of Nothoprocta perdicaria, 1621 nucleotides long. RefSeq names its product FAM20A, golgi associated secretory pathway pseudokinase (gene FAM20A). Gene Ontology annotation, cellular component: Golgi apparatus. The transcript has 10 exons. The record is from RefSeq and is a predicted model, not a curated record. Gene Ontology annotation, molecular function: protein serine/threonine kinase activator activity. The annotation marks the transcript as partial. NCBI's taxonomy places the organism in Eukaryota, Metazoa, Chordata, Aves, Tinamiformes, Tinamidae.
UGUUCUCUCUGCAGGAGGCGCCGGCCGCACCGCGAGGGGCUCAAUGCGACGGCCCUGGCGGCUGCGCAGCUCCGGCCCGACACCAGUUGGCUCCAGUUCCAGCUGGGCAUCAGCCGCGAUGGGCUCUACCCGCGCGGCAGCCCCGUGGUGGAGCGGCUCCUGCGCGACAUGCAGGUCCUGAGCACUGUGAGCGCGGACUACAGCCAGGACGAGAAGGCUCUGCUGGGAGCUUGCGACUGCGCCCAGAUUGUCAAGCCCAGUGGUGUCCACCUGAAGCUGGUCCUGAGGCUGCAGGACUUCGGCAAGGCCAUGUUCAAGCCCAUGAGGCAGAAACGGGAUGAGGAGACUCCCGAGGACGUCUUCUACUUCGUGGACUUCCAGAGGCACAACGCGGAGAUCGCCGCCUUCCACCUGGACAGGAUCCUGGAUUUCCGGCGUGUUCCCCCCACCGUUGGCAGGUUAAUCAACGUCACCAAGGAGAUCCUGGAGGUCACCAAGAAUGAAGUCCUGCAGAGCGUCUUCUUCGUCUCUCCAGCCAGCAACGUGUGCUUCUUCGCCAAGUGCCCCUACAUGUGCAAGACGGAGUACGCGGUGUGCGGGAACCCUCACCUCCUGGAAGGGUCCCUCUCUGCCUUCCUGCCCUCCCUCAACCUGGCGCCACGGCUCUCCAUCCCAAACCCCUGGAUCCGGUCCUACUCCUUUGAUGGAAAAGAAGAGUGGGAAGUGAACCCGCUCUACUGCAACACRGUGAGGGAGAUCUACCCCUACAGCAACAGCAACCGGCUGCUCAACAUCAUUGACAUGGCCAUAUUCGACUUCCUAAUAGGGAACAUGGACCGUCACCACUACGAAAUGUUCACCAAGUUUGGGGACGACGGCUUCCUUUUGCACCUGGACAACGCCAGAGGAUUUGGGCGACAUUCCCACGAUGAAACCUCCAUCCUGGCACCGCUCUCGCAGUGCUGCACAAUCAAGAGGACGACGCUGUCGCGGCUCCAGCUCCUGGCUCAGCCCGAGUACCGGCUCAGCGACGUCAUGCGGGAAUCGCUGCUGCAGGACCCCCUGGCACCCGUCCUCACCGAGCCCCAUCUCUUGGCCCUGGACAGGCGGCUCCAGCUGGUCCUCAAAGCCGUGGGGAAAUGCAUAGACACGUAUGGAGAAGGCAGGGUGGUGGCCAACGACACCACGCAGCCAGAGGCUCCCACGCCCGACAAGGUGAAGCUGAACGGUUAAAACUGUCCUYAGCCUCUGUUCCCUGGAAGGAAGACCCCUGCAAGGCAAGUGGAAAACGUUGCUAGCUGCCRCUUUCUGUCUACAAAAGCCUGCAAGACUGAGAGGGGAAACUCUUGGAAGAUGGUCAAGGUUCACAUGAGUUCCUGUGCUGGGCACUUGACCAGAACUCCCGUGUUUGGGAUGAAGGGUGUGUGGGUCAGUGGUGGUCUGACUGUGGUGGUUCUCUGCCCCCAAAGAGCAGCUCUCCAGUGGGAAAGCAGAGGCCUCCUGCCCAGGAGGGUGGGGGGACACGCGGGCAUUGGUUUAACCUGCUCAGGAUCUUGGGCUCACUGGUGAAGGACACAAACUACAUCUAAGGAUGAGACUUGAAUAAAUAGAUGCUAAGAGU